UGUGACGACACAGUAAAAUUAAUCCAAUCGUAAAUGAUCUUACUAACCUCAUUCGAAUGCCUCCUCUAUAAAUAAACGGGGUCUUACGGUGGCUUAUAUUUUCCUCCCGCUUUACUGAACGUGUGGUAUUCAAGGUCACUAUGCCAGAACCCACCAAGUCCGCGCCGGCCCCGAAGAAGGGCUCCAAGAAGGCGGUGACCAAGGCGCAGAAGAAGGACGGCAAGAAGCGCAAGCGCAGCCGCAAGGAGAGCUACUCGGUGUACGUGUACAAGGUGCUGAAGCAGGUGCACCCCGACACGGGCAUCUCGUCCAAGGCCAUGGGCAUCAUGAACUCGUUCGUCAACGACAUCUUCGAGCGCAUCGCGGGCGAGGCGUCGCGCCUGGCGCAUUACAACAAGCGCUCGACCAUCACGUCCAGGGAGAUCCAGACGGCCGUGCGCCUGCUGCUGCCCGGGGAGCUGGCCAAGCACGCCGUGUCCGAGGGCACCAAGGCCGUCACCAAGUACACCAGCUCCAAGUAAACGUGCCAAGCUCCAAAUUCAUCGUGACAUUCAAGGACUUGGGUAAGAACGGUUUCCCCAGAGCACAAAGCAUGCUGUAAAAACUGUUUUGCUCAGAGCUUUUCUUUUCCUUUUCAGCAUAUAGAUAUGCAAUAAUGAAAACGAGCUUAAGACAACAUGAGUUUUCAUGGAAAUCUUACACAGGCUUUUCUGGCUUGCUAGCUUUGCAAUAAUGCCCAUUUCUGCUGGUGGGGGAGGUAGGGUGGGGAUCAGGGAGGAGGAGUCUGUGCUGUAUCCUAAAGGCGCAGACAGACAGGAAAGGGAACCUGUCCUGACUUGGAAGGGCUUUCAAAUCCUGUCAGCUACUAUAGCUUCUCUCCUACAAAGUCCUAUUGCAUUGCCGGUCUUCUUCCAGCAUCCUUAGCUGGGAAGACCCCAGGGUCACAAGAGAGAAGCCCACUACUCAAUCCCAUAAAGUGUCUGACUGGAGAGGCAAAAGUUACCCCAGGACUGAGGCCCCCUUUCCUCCCCUGGCCCCUUGCCCCGUGUCCCUGAGAGGCGAGGACUGAGAGGAGGUAGAAAGGGAAAGAAAGCCCUUCCCGGGAGGAUGUGGCUUCUGCUGCACAAGGUCAGAUGGCAUAAAGGGUUUCUGCUGCUGCUGGGAAUGGAUUAUUGUGGGGAAAAGAAAUCUGGGGGAAAAAGCUGGGGAGCUGGGAGGAACUGGCCAGGGGGUAAGCAGUCAACAGUUGAGAGUUCACCCAAGAAAACGGAUGAGAUUAUCUUUCCAGGUGUAGCUGACACACUCACCGGUUCCAUCCUCAGGGUAGAAGGAUGAACUAGAAAUGAGCACACGACCAGACAGCACAUGGGCACCCCCACACACCCACUCGCCCAGAAGAUGGCAACAGUGUGUGCUCACCCUCCGUGCUGAGCAAGGUAGAUUGUGCCACCCACAAUUCCGACCACCACUCACUUGCUUCUGGCACUGACAUCACAGGGAUUCGGAAUACCCAGGCUGAGGAUUAACUCUGAGAUCUCCCAAGCUGGCUUUGUACCCCUGAGCACCCGCUCAAGGCAAAUACAAAUCCUCUCUGAAGGAAUAAGCUUCAUUUUUGGUCUCAGCAAAUCCUCCACACAUAAGAUAGCAAAGAAAAUGAAAGAGCAGCUUCACAACCAAAAUCAACACAGGAUUCAACAAGACAAUGUAACCAACAAGAAGAGAAGCACACAGUGGAAACAAAAGGAGUAAAAAGAAAAUGAACAGAUACAAACUUCAAGUUGCUAACUUGAAUAUCUUUAAAAAGGAAAAGGAAAACACUAAGUGAAAUAUGCUGAGGGAUUAAGAAUACAAAGAAUUUUCCAAAAAGAGUCGAAAGAACCAAAUACGACUUCCAGAAAUGAAGGUGUGGAUAUACACGUUAAUUUACAUUAAUCAUAUGAAAAUUAAAAUUAAAGGCUUGCUAAAUGGACCAAAAAAAUCAAUAGGCUCCAGAUGAAGAAUUUUCAUGAAUUCUGUAAGCAGACCUUAUUUAUCCAAAAUGCAGGGAGAGAAAUGUAAAAGUGAGUUUAAGAGAUCUGGAAUUAGUAGUAAAAUUGUCUGCCAUGUAUCUAAUCAUGGCACCACAAGAACAACCAGAGAGAUUGAUGCUGGUGUGAGCUUCCAAUGAUCAUGGCUGAGAAUUUUUCAGAGUUAAUGGAUUACUCAUGUAACUCAAAAUCAAUAAAAUAGGGUAAAACUCAUACACCAAAACGGACGUCACUCUGUCACACUGUGAACCAAACCCCAUAAAUUCUCCCAACAAAUGUAAAGCUAGUUUUCUAAUCUGUUCUGCUAGAUGGCAAUAGACUGAAGCACUGUUAUAAAUUCCUGAGAGUGGGAGGAUAAUUGGCAAAUAGAUUAUUUACAUGCACUUGAUAUCUAUCUGAUUACCAAAUUUUGCAAAACCUAAUCAAUAUGUGAUGAUUUAAUGGACUGUUACAUAUAGUACUAUCAUUAGCAGACCAGAAACUUUGAUAUUUUUUCCAAUAACUAUUUCUGUAACUAUUUUUAUCAUGGUAUUGUGUUAGUUAAUGUCACACGCUAUAUGCCAUGUUAAGGCAUCACCGUCAUUUUCUUCCUUUUCACUAAAGUGGCUUUAGUAGUUCCUGACUUGUUAAAAACCUGUUUGCUUGCAUGCAUGGAUAUGUAUAUAAUCUGUGUGUGUUGGUUAGUUUCCUUCUAAAUAUAUUUUUAAAGGUUUA
Molecule: messenger RNA, 2741 nt
Organism: Canis lupus familiaris (dog)
Lineage: Eukaryota; Metazoa; Chordata; Mammalia; Carnivora; Canidae
Product: histone H2B type 1-M
Exons: 2
Coding region: 141-521 (126 amino acids)
Cellular component (GO): nucleosome
Molecular function (GO): structural constituent of chromatin; protein heterodimerization activity; DNA binding
Source: RefSeq, a predicted model, not a curated record